GUAGCUUCCCCCAUCGUCCCAACAGACCCAACAGCCAAAUUUGACCUACCAGUUGAUUCAGAGCACAAGGCCAAAGUUUUCAAAAUCUUCUCUUUGGCCAACCCUCACAUGAGAACCUUCCACUUGUCUUGGAUCUCCUUCUUCACUUGCUUUGUCUCAACUUUUGCAGCUGCUCCACUUGUCCCUAUAAUCAGAGACAACCUCAACCUCACAAAGCAAGACAUUGGAAAUGCUGGGGUUGCCUCUGUCUCAGGCAGCAUAUUCUCAAGACUUGUAAUGGGUGCAGUGUGUGAUUUGCUAGGGCCAAGAUAUGGGUGUGCGUUUCUCAUAAUGCUCUCCGCACCCACUGUGUUUUGCAUGUCAUUUGUAUCUGAUGCUGGGGGCUACUUGGCAGUGAGAUUCAUGAUUGGUUUUUCGCUUGCUACAUUCGUGUCAUGCCAGUAUUGGAUGAGCACCAUGUUUAACAGUAAGAUUAUUGGGCUGGUUAAUGGGACAGCUGCUGGGUGGGGAAACAUGGGUGGUGGGGCCACCCAGCUCUUGAUGCCAUUGGUGUUUGAUAUAAUUGGAAGACUUGGAGCAACUCCUUUCACUGCUUGGAGAAUUGCCUUUUUCAUCCCUGGCUGGCUUCAUGUCAUUAUGGGAAUAAUGGUCUUGACCCUUGGCCAAGACUUGCCUGAUGGGAAUCUUGCUGCCCUGCAAAAGAAGGGUGAUGUUGCCAAAGAUCAAUUCUCCAAG
Messenger RNA from Prunus mume (Japanese apricot), 735 nucleotides. The record is from RefSeq and is a predicted model, not a curated record. NCBI's taxonomy places the organism in Eukaryota, Viridiplantae, Streptophyta, Magnoliopsida, Rosales, Rosaceae.